AUGUCAAAGAGAGAACACCCCAGGUCGAGUGGUGCGGUGGCCGUCGACGAUUUACGAGUGAAACGUCGCCGAGAUACAGUUGGCUCAUCCUCCGACAUGGAUAUUACAAUGUCCGACCCAGUUACGGUGGAUGUCGAUGUUACAGGUGGAACGGUGGUUGGAGAUCCAGAAGUGGUCAAAGAGCAGGGGUUGACGUUGUGGCAAACCGUGAAAGAUGCAGUCAACAAGGAGGGCCGAGCGCUCUCCUUGGACUUUUUACGCAAACCCUCCAAACGCCUAUAUGCUGACUACUACGUGAUAAUAAAACAACCUAUUGCUCUGGAUGACAUCAAAAAGAAGAUUGAUAAUGGCGGUUAUGCAUCCCUUGAAGAGGUCAGACAAGACUUUGAGCUCUGCUUCAGCAACGCAAAACAAUACAAUAUGAAAGAUAGUCCCAUAUGGAAGGACGCAAAGGAGUUGCUGAAACUGACCAACAAAACAUACAAUAAGCUAGCCCCAAGCAACGAGGACGGAGGGGAUGGAGAGGAUGAGAAGGGUAAAUCAAAGGCGCCAAACCUGAAUCGCUUGAUCAAGUCCAGGCUUCAGAAGCUAGUGGACAAGACUGACCCAUCGGGCCGUACCAUGUCUACAGUCUUUAUGGAAUUACCUUCCAAAAAGGAAUGGGCAAUCUAUUAUAAGGAGAUUAAGAAACCACAAUGCUUAGAGAACAUCUUUAAACGCAUCAAACGAAAGGAAUACGCCUCUGCCGCGGAUUUCGCAGCAGAUGUAGAACUGGUCUUCUCCAAUGCAAUGACUUUCAACCAGGAGCACACACCCAUCUGGGAAGAUGCACUUGCUCUCAAAAAAUACUUUCACCAACUCAUGGCAGAUCUACCACCUCCUUUCUCGAUUCCAGAGUACACAAAACCAUCAAACAAGAUAAAGAUAAAGCCACAGGCAACUCAGUUGGUGGCCUCGACUUCAACGCCUUCUAUCGCCAAGACCGAACCCGCAACGUCAUCACUCCUUCUCCGUGUCCCUGCGAAUACGGCUACGAAAGCACCAUCACAACCUCCCGCUCCUUCCCCGACCCUCAAUUUUGCCGCUCUUCCAGCUUCAAAUGCGAUCACACCCGCAUCGUCAGUUGCAACCGUCCAACCACCAAAGGCUCCAACGAAAUCUGCUACACCACAGCCUAUCGUGCCUGGGACAUCAUUCAUAAAUUCAACGGCAUCCCACUAUCCACAUGCGGCGUAUAAACCCCCAAUUUCUACCUCGAGCACGCCUAUUCCAACUUUGUCAACUCCCAUCCUACGUCCGAACUCGAUUUUAAAUGCACAUUCGACAUCGAACUCCCCUGCUCCUAUACCUUUGCAUCCUUCACAUCAACUGAAGUCUGUAUCGCUUCGGAUACAGCCUCGUGGAAGGUUGUUCAACCUCAAUCAUCAAGACGGAGUCAAGAGCUGGGCCGUCCGACUGGUUCCAGGGGAAACUGGCGUGGUUGUGGCAGAUGUCUCUUUCCUUGGUGAUCCAGAGGAGGAGAGCAGUGGUGAUGAGGAUGGAGAUCACGAUGAAAAUGAAGAUGAGAUGGAGGUUGAUGUUCCUGUUAAGAAUGGUCGAAAAAAGGGCAAGGGUAAAGGAAAAGCUAGAGUGACGAGGAGUUCCAAGGCAUCUCCUUCAAAAGUCAAAGCGGUGAAGAAGAAGGUGGAGAAGGUGGGGGAGGUGCAGCUCAAGGUGAACGGGCUGGUUGUGAAGGAGCAGCCUGAGCAGCCGGGUGAAUGGAAUGUGCAUCUUCCACUAGGUUCGAAUACUUUGGAGGUUGGAGAAGUUGGUGGUCUCAUCUGGAAAGUGUAUGUUGAGCGGCUUGGAGGUAUUUAA
This is a messenger RNA of Laccaria bicolor S238N-H82, 1857 nucleotides long. RefSeq names its product RSC complex protein. Gene Ontology annotation, molecular function: protein binding. The coding region runs from base 1 to 1857 and encodes 618 amino acids. Lineage: Eukaryota; Fungi; Basidiomycota; Agaricomycetes; Agaricales; Hydnangiaceae. The transcript is spliced from 6 exons. Gene Ontology annotation, cellular component: RSC-type complex. Gene Ontology annotation, biological process: chromatin remodeling. The record is from RefSeq and is a predicted model, not a curated record.